GCAUGUUUCCUAUCGAGACGAGAUGGCGAGUUGAGCUCACCGCGAUAUCUCCUGACCGUCUCGUACGCAUGAAGCGUUACGGUACGACAUCAUACAAGGAGCGGCUCACCGAAUGUUAAAGCGUCAUGGCGAGCCCAUCGCUUGAACUCACGCUCUCCGGUGAGCCCUUCGACCCCUUGAAGCAUCAUCUUACGGCGCUGACAGCUGACUCGGAUGGAAGAACUCUCGCGCGUCUGGUGGUGAGAAAGGAUCUAACCCGGCGUCGCGGUUAUUGCGAUGCCUGUGAGAGGGCGUCGAGAGUGGUUCGAACGGGCAUGGCCUUCGGUACAGCAGAGCGGGUGUUUUUUCGAAUUCAUCUGAAAUUCUGAAAACAUAUGUUCGGAGUGACUACUAGAAUAUGCGCUUCACGAUGUAGUUUC
Fomitopsis serialis is the source of this 419-nucleotide messenger RNA. RefSeq lists its product as uncharacterized. NCBI's taxonomy places the organism in Eukaryota, Fungi, Basidiomycota, Agaricomycetes, Polyporales, Fomitopsidaceae. The record is from RefSeq and is a predicted model, not a curated record. The transcript is spliced from 2 exons. Bases 126 to 368 code for a protein of 80 amino acids.